Molecule: messenger RNA, 1014 nt
Organism: Aureococcus anophagefferens
Lineage: Eukaryota; Pelagophyceae; Pelagomonadales; Pelagomonadaceae
Exons: 2
Coding region: 1-1014 (337 amino acids)
Source: RefSeq, a predicted model, not a curated record
AUGGGGUGGCAUCCGCUCUUAAUCGCCCUCGCAGCGUGCGCGCACGCGAAGUGGCACGUCAUCCACGGCAGCCACACCAGCCACAACGAGCGCCGCGGGCCCGGAAACAACCGGUACCUCACCUACAACGAGACCGAGGGCCUCAACAACCAGCGCAUCGCGCUGGAGAACGCGCGCCUCAUGGCCAUCCUGCUGAACCGGACCCUCGUCGUCCCGGACACGAUCCCACCCCACGACGCCGGCGACCCCUUCCCGACGAAGACCUGCCGCGUCUUCACCUGCGACUCGCUGCGCGUGCCGUGGGUGUCGCAGCGCUACUUCGAGGACCACCGGAAGCGGUGGCCCACGCGGAUCCGCGACGACGCGGCGCGAUGCGGCGACGUGGCCACCUGCGAAGACUUCCUGCUCGAUCCGCCGAAAAACGUGGUCGUCGAGGUCCCCGUUGACAAGACCAUGUACCACAUGAGCCUGAGUUCUCCGAAGCGGUGGGUCCUCUCGAAGAUGAAGGACGACCGAGAGCUCAACCCCAACGUGCUGACCGUCAACAGCCGCCUGAUCACCCGGGCGAAGAUGAUCGUGGACAAGCUCGGCGCGGCCUACGACGCGGCGCAUCUCCGGACGGGCGACUACUUCGACGCCUUGUAUACCGACGAAGUCCCGCCGUCUGAGCGGAAGGCGCUUCCGCCGCCGCCGGAGCCCAAGCUGGCCCCGUCACGCCGCGAGUCGCUCGACGGCCCGCUCUACGCCGACGAGCUCGCCGCGUACAACGCCGCUCGGCGACAGGAGCACGGCGGCGGCCAGGGCCACGGCGGCGGCCACGGCCGGCGCCGGGGCCAGAAACGCGGCGGCGGCGACGGCAAGCCCACGAUGGUCCGGGAGUCGUACCAGAUCCGCGCGAACAGCCUCGGCGCGGGGCAGGGCGAGCGGCGCGCGUCCUGGUCGUCGCCUUUAAACUCGGGCGCCUACUCGUGUAUCGAGGGUCCUGAGCCACGCCUUGGCAACGGUGGCGCCUAA